Chironomus riparius is the source of this 1163-nucleotide messenger RNA. The record is from the annotation of a GenBank genome assembly. NCBI's taxonomy places the organism in Eukaryota, Metazoa, Arthropoda, Insecta, Diptera, Chironomidae.
UGUGCUGUUACUUGGGUAUAUGGAUUCGGAUUGGGGGGAUAUAGAUAUUCAUUAAAGAUGCUUGCGUUAGAAAGAAUUCGUGGGAAAUUUUUUACUCGUGCAUGGGGUUUCAUAAAAGGAGCUGAAUCAAUUCCUGUGCUGAUAUCAAUACCUUUAACUGGAUUCCUUAAUGAUGCUUCAUUAACACACGGAAAGGCUGGUUACUACAUAUGUUCUGCAUUGGUUGCUAUUUCUGGUGUGUUGAUGUUCUUUGUUGGAUAUCCGAAAAACACAUCUAAAUUCUCAAUGAACGGAUCAGUUCUAUCACGAUAUAAUGGAACAUCAACGGACUGUGCAGGCAGCGGUGUGGGCUCAUCGUUUCGCUGUAAUAAUCCUCAAUGGCCAGGUGCUUAUUAUCCAUCAUCCGAUUGUACAACUGGCACACCACAUCACCAUCAUCAUCCAAAUUAUCCGCCUCAAUAUAAUCAUCAAUUUCCAAAUGGAACACCAGUAAAUCCUCAUCGAAAUUGCCGUAGUAAUAAUAAUAAUAGUAGUGCACUGCCUCCGCACGGUCGUUUACAGAAAAGCUUAUCAUUUGCUUUUCAAACGCCUGCGAUGAUGAAUGAGCCAAAUCGUGGCAGUUGUCAGAAUCAAAUCAAUUAUCCCGAAAGGAGCUUUUCAAGAUGUGAUAUGAUGUACCAUAGUCAACGUCAAUAUUCAAAUACAGCGGCAGCAGCAUCAAAUGUUCCAUAUACGAAUGGUCUAAAUUCUCGUAGUCGAAGCGUUCCGGAAGGUUUAGCUCAUCCCAACGGAGACAUUCAUUGGAAUUACAAUCGCACAAUUGGACCCAAUUUUCAACAGCAACAGCAUCAACAGCAACAGCAUUUUCAUCAGCCACAUUCACGUUCACAAUCGAGGCACAAUGUUACAGUACUGGAACAGAUCACAACAUCCGUUUGACCAAAAAUAAAUUGUCAGAAUAUGUUCAUUUGCAUAUGUGUGUAUGUCCUCGAAGGAAUUGUGGCUUUUAUCUCAUAGUAUUCAAUGUUGUAUAUUAAGAUGAGACAAUUUUGUUGUUACUUGAAUUUAAAUCAACGAAUCUCAUUUACAUUGUGACACAUUCUUCUUCCUUUCCUCUUAACAUCACACAAACAAUUUUUCAUGCAUGAAUAAUUAGUUUUAAG